AUCCACUCGCACCUUCUUGAAGAUAAUUUGAUAAUACCAAACAUACUUGUUCUUCCCAGCCGUUGGAAGGACAGAAAAUUUUUGCAGGGGAAGCAAACCCAGAGCUCAAAAUACAACCUACGAUUUGUUUUUUCAAUGUUUGUAAAUCUUAUCCGAUGAGCUUCUUCUCAAGAAUGGACAGUCUCUGUCUUGGCACAAGCACCACCGCCAACAGUUUCUCCGCGCUUCAAUUCUUCUCGCAGCCCUCCAUCCAUGGCAUUGGUAGGAGCUCCAAAAUUCUGAGGUUUCCUAUCAGAAAACCUCGAAAUACUCUGGUUCUUGCAUCAAAAGAUAAACCCGAGCUGGACGAGUGGGAUCGAAUGGAGCUUAAAUUCGGUAGAAUGCUUGGGGAGGACCCCGAACUCACCAUGGCAAAGAUAAUGGGGAGGAAGUCGAAUCCGGAUUUGUCUUAUUUGGAAAUUGAGAAGCUAUUUUACAAACGGAAAGGACGGAAGGGCAAGACAUCGAGUGAUGAAAUAGUUGAUAUCCCGUUUGAUCUGUCUGAUGAAAAGAAGUCUAAAAUAUCAACACAAGGACUAAAUUUGGUCCGUCCUGUUCCAAGGAAAGGAGUUAAGUUCGAAGCAGUUAACAAUGGCCGACCUGUAAAUUUGUCUGAUGAAAAGAAGUCGGCAAUAUCCACACAAGGGCUGAGUUUGCUUCGUCCAGUUCCAAAUAAAGGUAUCAAGUUUGAGGCAACUGAUAAAAUGUCAAAAACCAAUGGUGAAAACUCUACCCGACCAGAGAAAAAAUCUGCGGACGAGGUCAAAAGCAGCGUACCCAAUGUUAUUUUGCGAAAACCAAGUUUGGUUAAUGAGGAUGUUGAUGGUGCCAACGGGAAAAAAACUUCAAGGUUUGGCAUGAAACCAAACUUGUCUCUAAGAAUGGGGAACGAGAUGCAAAAGGAGAGGUUUAGUGAUAUCACACUGUUGAAAAAGCCCGAGCCAAUGACCAUAAGUAAUGAAGUGAACAGCCAAUCUGAUUCUAGUUUUGAAAUUGAAGACGAGGAUAAUGUCAUCACUUUCAAUAAGGAGAGAGAACAAGAGUCAUCAGAGGAUCUCACUGAGUCUAACUUCAAUGCUGUUGUCACUCGGGACGAAUUUUUUACUUCCGAGAUAGUGACUUUCAAGGAAACUAGUAAAAAAGAUUCUGAAGUGGAUGAGUCGUCUGCAGGAGGGAAAUUGAGGAUAUUAAGCUUGAAUAAACUCUUGGUUCCUUUUGAAGAAUUACAGGCAGAUAUGUCGUCUGGAGGAAAAACAUUUGCUACUGAUGGAUCUUCUGGAAGUAUCAAUUCAAUGCCUAUGGAUUCUGCGCUUAAACAAAAACCAAAACGAUUAGAUCGCCCGAGUAAAGCAACAUCUCAGAAGGUUCUCAAAAAUCCUGAAAGCUUUGGCAAUCCCUCAGGACUUGAGAACUUCAUAAAAAAUUCACCCAUUAAGGAACGUGAGGAAGGAGACUGGACCAGGGCCGAAAAGAUGGUCCAGACAGGGGAAAGAGAAGAAGUUGAACUGAUUAGUUCCAGUACUGGAGGAUUUGCUCUUCCUCUACAGGUAUCUUUUGGUUCCUUGACUGGAUUUCUACCUCACCGCAACCUUGGUGCUCGGUGGAAGUUUUUAGCUUUUGAGUCAUGGUUGAGAAGAAAAGGUCUGGACCCAUCUAAUUACAGGCAAAACCUGGGCAUAAUUGGAAACUAUGAAGCUAACAGCAUGGGCGAUACCUCUGAGCUAAUAUUAGAUCCAGAAAGUGGCCCUAAAACUGCAAUAACACCGGAUAUGAAACUUGAGGAUCUGCUCAUGAUUUAUGACCAAGAGAAACUCAAAUUCAUAUCAUCCUUUAUUGGUCAGAAAAUCAAAGUGGGUGUAGUAUUGGCUGACAGAAAUUCCCAGAGGCUAAUAUUGUCCCUCAAACCACGAGAGAAUGAAGAAUCGGCCAAAAUGAAAAGGAGUCUCAUGAAGAUUGAGGCAGAGGGUCAUAUUUAUGAAAUUGACCCAGUUGAUUUGAAUUUCAAACUUCUUGACCUUGAAUGCUAUUCUAUUUCACAGGCACGACUAAAUGUUGGAGAUGUAGUCAAGUGUUGCAUUACAAAGGUCACAUAUUUUGGUAUCUUUGUCGAGGUUGAAGGAGGGGUACCAGCACUAAUUCAUCAGUCAGAAGUUUCUUGGGAUGCCACCUUGGAUCCUUCAACAUACUUUCAAGUUGGCCAGACGGUUGAUGCGAAAGUUCACCAAUUGGAUUUUUCACUUGAACGUAUAUAUUUGUCUUUGAAGGGAAUCACGCCGGACCCACUGAUGGAGGCGCUGGAAGCUGUUGUUAGCGAUCACAAUUCUUUGGAUGAUAGACUUGAAGCGGCUCAGGCAGAUACUGAGUGGCCAGAUGUGGAGUCACUCAUCAAAGAAUUACAGCAAUUUGAUGGAAUUCAAUCUGUGUCGAAAGGACGUUACUUUUUAAGCCCUGGUUUGGCGCCUACAUUUCAGGUCUAUAUGGCCUCAUUGUUCGAAAAUCAGUACAAGUUGCUUGCUCGAGCAGGAAAUAGAGUACAGGAGGUAAUCGUGCGGACCUCCCUGAGCAAAGACGAGCUCAGAUAUGCUAUUAUGACGUGCACGAAUAGAGUAGAGUGAACAAAUCCCAAAUAAAAUGUCAAUGUCCCUAAUGAGCGGCCUGCGGAUAUAUGUUAUGGCGUGACAGUUUUUAUAGUUCGUGUUAUAUAAAUAAUUGUGAAUUUAAAUAAUUUCGUUUUCACACGAGACCACCAGAGACCAAUUAUAGAAAAGCAACGAUAAAAGUAUUGUGAAAAUUUAUAGUAUUAGAUAGUUAUUGUAAUUUUUACUAUUACUUGGAAUAUCUCCUGCCUGGGCGAGGAAAAAUUCAUCUGCAAGAACUUACAAGGCCCUUGUCUUGAAGCGAUAAAGUCAAUGUGGAUAGGGAUUAGUGCCCUCAAAUACAAGGUCAAUGUUACUUUUGAAUUCUAAUUUUAAUUUAUGGCUAGAAACAAUCAUGUUCACAAUAACAAAAAGGGUCUUGAUCUCCGUAUUGGUCACAAUGUGGAUAGGGAUUAGUGCCCUCAAAGUAAUCGAAGCACAAU
Messenger RNA from Striga asiatica, 3118 nucleotides. Lineage: Eukaryota; Viridiplantae; Streptophyta; Magnoliopsida; Lamiales; Orobanchaceae. The record is from the annotation of a GenBank genome assembly.